This is a messenger RNA of Penicillium arizonense, 339 nucleotides long. Its product is annotated as TIGR04076 family protein. Bases 1 to 339 code for a protein of 112 amino acids. Lineage: Eukaryota; Fungi; Ascomycota; Eurotiomycetes; Eurotiales; Aspergillaceae. The transcript is spliced from 2 exons. The record is from RefSeq and is a predicted model, not a curated record.
AUGUCCGACGAAUCUUUCCAACUCUAUGAUCUCCGCGUCGAGGUGGUUUGUCCACCGGGCAAGCGCAUUAUGUGCGGCGCCAAAGAAGGCGAUUAUUUCACGCUCAAGGGCGAGAUGAUGUACUUGCCACCGGGUCAGGGCAUUAGCAUCUACAGUCUGGCUUCCGUUCUACCCCUGCUCGCUUCUAAGCAACGAAUGACCCAUGAAAAUGACUGGAUGACCACCGACGCCAGCAUCGCAUGCCCCGAUCCUCAUUGCCCGUCGCAACUGAAGAUUAUUAGGACGGGAAUUACCACUUUCAACCAUUCCGAAACGACUGUUGUCCCGAAAUCUACUUGA